Molecule: messenger RNA, 759 nt
Organism: Rhodamnia argentea
Lineage: Eukaryota; Viridiplantae; Streptophyta; Magnoliopsida; Myrtales; Myrtaceae
Exons: 2
Coding region: 1-759 (252 amino acids)
Biological process (GO): shoot system development; root development
Source: RefSeq, a predicted model, not a curated record
AUGGCUUCACCAAACCCGAAAUCCCACUUUCACGCUCGCUCGGUGAGCUUGCCUUCGAAGCCAAACCCACUCAUUCCUCAAGCGGAGGAGCACCUGAGGAGGAUCAGGAGCUCCGAAGCCACCGCAUGUUCAUUUUCAUCGGUGAGCCACACGAUGAGCAGUGUCGUGGACUUCUACGACUCUGUCGAAGACUUGCUUCUCUUUCCAGACACCCAACAUGCCUUGGUUCAAGAGGGCUGCGAAGAGGUGCUCGAGAGAUCCCUCAGUCUCCUGGACUUGUGCACUACCGGAAAAGAUGUCAUAACGCAGACGAAGGAAAACAUGCAGGAACUACAAUCCACGUUGCGUAGGAGAUGGGGCAAUGACGUGGCACUGAGAAACAAGGCCGAGGGUCAAAGCCGUAUGACAACAGUUUCAAUGUUAAGAGAAGCGGAGGAAGUCGCUCUCAGGUCAAUUGAAUCAUUGUUGACAUUGUUGGUACAUGGAAAGUCGAGAAGCUGCUCUUUCUUCGGCAAGUUGAUUCAUUCCAGACGAGUGGCAGCUGAUGAGAGAGCAUCUAACAGCGAGCUAGAGAAGGUGGAUUUUGCCGUUCACAACCUCCUAAGCCACAAGAAUGGAAAACCGAUCCAAAUGGAAUACGUGCAGAAAAUAGUGGGAGAGACCGAGUCCAGCAUUCAGGACCUCGAAGAAGAAGUCGAGCGCCUGAUCAGGCGCUUGAUCAAAACCCGAGUGUCCCUACUCAAUAUCCUCAACCACUAG